Musca domestica (house fly) is the source of this 1086-nucleotide messenger RNA. RefSeq names its product transcription initiation factor TFIID subunit 8-like. Gene Ontology annotation, biological process: transcription initiation at RNA polymerase II promoter. Bases 52 to 1020 code for a protein of 322 amino acids. The transcript is spliced from 5 exons. Gene Ontology annotation, molecular function: protein heterodimerization activity. The record is from RefSeq and is a predicted model, not a curated record. NCBI's taxonomy places the organism in Eukaryota, Metazoa, Arthropoda, Insecta, Diptera, Muscidae. Gene Ontology annotation, cellular component: transcription factor TFIID complex.
AGUUCCAUUGCAGAUUGUUUAUAAACAUAAACUUUGUAAGUUUGUUUAAAAAUGGAAAAAACUGAAAGUACUCAGAUCACCGGUAAUGCUAGACGUAAAAUAUUAAGUCUAGCUGUUUCGCAAAUUCUUAUGGAAAAGGGAUUCGACAGCGCUGACAAGGAAUGCCUGGAAACACUGACGGAGAUGUUACAAAGUUUACUCGUUGAAGUAGGACAAUCUGCCAGAAGCUACUGUGAACUAUCAGGACGUACUAUCCCAGUAGUUGGUGAUGUGGUUGUUGCUCUGGUAAAUAUGGGAGUUUCUUUGCAGGGCAUUGAGGCAUUUGCCAAGCGAGAAGGUCGACAAAUCAUAUCAAUGCCGCCACAACAGCAAUCUAACAAACAAUUACCGUUAUUACAAGCUGGUACAAAAUCCCAGCAUCCUCCACAUAUUUUACCGUAUCUGCCACUCUUCCCAGAUCCUCAUGCCUAUGUCCGAACACCGACCCACAAACAACCCGUAACAGAAUACGAAGCAAUUAGAGAAAAAGCAGCUACUCAAAAAAGAGACAUCGAAAAGGCUCUAACAAAAUUUUUGGCAAAAACAUCGGAGACUCACAGUCUCUUUGACACUGAAGAUAAUAUGUUUCCUCUGAUUGCUUGCAAGCCAGCGUUUCCAACUUAUCUAGCCGCUUUAAAUCCCACAGACCAAGUGUUUGAUUUUGAGGAAUUGGAAUAUCACUAUUUGGUGGCCAAUAGAACAGAAGAUUGCAAAGACGAUGAUGAAAAUGAAAGCGGAAAUGAUGAAGAAGGCGGAAGCAAUGAUAAUGGAGGCGGUAGCGGUAGUGGUGGCGUUACUGACGAACCGGAGAAAAAAUCAGAAAAACCGGAAAAGGAAGUAAAGCCAGAAAAUGAUAUAAAGCCCAACUCAACAACAAAUAAAGCCAUUUUAGAAAAUCCCAAUAUUGACAAUCCGUAUUUAAGAGCGGCAACGCUACCGAAGCGCACAAAACCAGAUCCCUUGGCGGCGGUGUCAUUAUAAUGUACAUGAUGGUGUUAUUAAAUAGUCGAUAUUUUUGUGCAUUAAAAGAAUUUGAUAGUAACGAAA